AUGGGUGAACAAAACAAAACAUUAUCUCGUCCCAUUUUCCGCCGAGAUGUCAGCUGGGAUCCUUUCCCAAACUGGACACAGCCGAGCCGCAUCUUUGCACAAGAUUUUGGCCUCCCUCCUUUCCUGGAGCCUAGUGAUCUGGACUGGUUAGAUUGGGCAAAAAAGAGACUGGCAUCUUUCUCCUGGCCAGGGUACACUCAAACUCCCCUUCUGCCUCCAUUCAUUGGUCAGCAACCUGCAGCAUUGAACCAAAAGGACCUGAGACAACUGACAAGUGGAGUGUCAGAGAUCCGAACAGGGCAGGACAGCUGGAAGAUUAACCUGGAUGUCAAUCACUUCUCGCCUGAGGAGAUCACAAUCACAACCAAGGACGGCUACCUGCAAAUAUCAGGAAAUCAUGAAGAAAGGCAAGAUGAACAUGGACUGGUGUCAAGAUGCUUCACCCGGAAAUAUAAGUUGCCACAGGGGGUGGACCUGCAGCACAUCAGUUCAUCAUUGUCUGGUGAUGGAGUCCUGUCUGUAGAGGCUCCAGUUCCUGGGACAUCCAUCAGCGCCCCGGGCAAUGAGCUCGUCAUACCCGUUCAGAUCAGACAGAAGCAGGACGGUGAAAAGUGAAACCAGGGAGCAGAACUUGAAACUACACUCAGAUGUAGCUCAAGUUGUGUGCAGAAACCUUGAUGUAGCACUGACAUUUAAAAAAAAUAAGAAAAACUAAGUUGCUGCAGCUUAUUAAAUGUGAUUUACUGUAACAACAAUCUGCUACUGUAUGAGGAAUAGUAUUUGCACGGCACAGCAUUUCAAACAGAAGAUGGAUAGUAGUUUUUCAUGCACUUGUAAUAUCAUCAUGUCUUCUGCAUGACAGAGCA
Toxotes jaculatrix (banded archerfish) is the source of this 866-nucleotide messenger RNA. RefSeq names its product heat shock protein beta-1-like. Bases 1 to 615 code for a protein of 204 amino acids. The transcript is spliced from 3 exons. NCBI's taxonomy places the organism in Eukaryota, Metazoa, Chordata, Actinopteri, Toxotidae. Gene Ontology annotation, molecular function: protein folding chaperone. The record is from RefSeq and is a predicted model, not a curated record. Gene Ontology annotation, biological process: response to heat; protein refolding.